CCGCGAGCCUUCGUCGCCUCGCCGUCGACGUCCCGUUCCCCCUUUCCCCCCAUCCGCUCCGCGCCUCCCUCCACCACCGCUUGAGCUUCCCUCGCCGCCGCCGCGUUCCCACUCCCGAGGCUUCGUCGCGUGGCGUCUCGCCGCACCCGCCGCUGAUGCUUCUCUCCUCCCGACCUCCGCCUCCUCCGCACCUCCCUCGCGGGGGCGCCGCGCCCGCCCCCACCCCCUUCGUCCUCGUGCUCCGGCGACGGCAGCGGAGGCGGCGCCACCACCACCACCGCGCGUACCGACUCGCCCCCCGCGCCUCCCUCUCGGACCUCCUCGCGAGCCUCCCUUCCUCCCUCGCGCUCGUCGGCCCCGCCGCGCUCGCCGCCGCGGCCGCGGUCGCCUCCUCCUUCUCCUACUGGUCCUCCUCGCCCCGGACCACCCUGCCGCCGCCGUCACCCGACCCGGAGGACUACGGCAACGCGUGCGGGGACGUCGCGGGCGAGUGGAUCCUCUUCACUAGCCCGACCCCGUUCAACCGGUGCGUGCUGCUGCGGUGCCCAUCCGUCUCGUUCGAGGACGGCGGCGUGCUGCUCGACGGCGUCAACGAGCGCCUGCUCACCGAGGAGCGGCACUACGUGAACCUCAGCCGGGGACGCAUCCCCACGGCGCGCGGCGGGGACGGCGCCUGCGACAUCUCCUACCAGAGGAUUUGCAUUGCGCUCGAGGACGGCGGGGUGAUCGCGCUCGAUUGGCCCGACAAUUUGGACUUGGACAAGGAGCAUGGGUUGGAUUCGACGGUACUCGUGGUGCCGGGAACGCCCGAGGGGAGCAUGGAGAGGAGCAUCAAGGUGUUCGUGGUGGAUGCGCUGAAGAAUGGGUACUUUCCUAUUGUGAUGAACCCCAGAGGGUGCGGCGGUUCCCCACUCACUACACCAAGGUUAUUUACAGCAGCUGACAGUGAUGAUAUCUGCACAGCAGUACGGUUUAUAAACAGCAAGAGACCUUGGACAACACUAAUGGGUGUUGGAUGGGGAUAUGGUGCAAAUAUGCUGACAAAGUACCUCGUGGAAGUUGGAGAGUCUACUCCUCUUACCGCUGCUGUUUGUAUCGACAACCCUUUUGACCUACAUGAAGCAACGAGAUCGUUCCCUCAUCAUAUAGCUCUUGAUCAAAAGCUCACGGCUGGCUUGGUCGAUAUUCUGCGUGCUAAUAAGGAACUCUUUCAAGGUAAAGAUAAAGAUUUCAAUGUUCAAAAGGCUUUAUCAGCUAGGAGUUUGCGUGACUUUGAUGGAGCAAUAUCCAUGGUGUCACAUGGAUUUGGUACUCUUGAUGACUUCUAUUCUGAAAAUAGCACAAGGCUGUCAAUUGCCUAUGUGAAAAUACCUCUACUAUUUAUACAGAGCGAUGAUGGGACUGUGCCACUUCUUUCAGUACCUCGCAGUUCAAUAUCAGAGAAUCCUUUUACAAGCCUUCUACUUUGUUCCUGUGUACAUUCCACUAUCUUCACCUUUCAGAGAUACACAGUGUUAUGGUGCCAGAAUAUUGCCUUAGAAUGGCUGUCAGCAGUAGAAUUUGCUCUUCUGAAGGGUCGCCAUCCACUUAUCAAAGAUGUAGACAUCACAAUUAACCCAUCCAAAGGUCUAGCAUUUGUUGAACCUCAAGUGAAUGAGAGGAAAGCUCAAAAAGAUAGUAGUUUUCGCCCUCAAUCUGAGCUUAUUUUGUAUAAUAAUGUUCCUCAUGGAAUAAAUGGGCUGCUAGUUAAUUCUGCAAGAGAGUAUUCCGGUGCUCUAAACAAUGAAAAUGGGCAGUUGAAAAAUAAUGGUGACGUAGAAAGGGUAAACAGAGAUCCAGAAGAAAGUUCUGAAGAUGUUGAAAAAGGCCAGGUACUACAAUCAGCAAGUCUCGUGAUCAAUAUGCUAGAUGCUACAAUGCCUGGUACUCUUGAUGAUGAUCAGAAGAAGAAGGUUCUGGUAGCAGUGGAGCAAGGUGAAACUCUUGUGAAAGCUCUAGAGGAAGCUGUGCCUGAAGAUGUGCGUGGAAAGCUUACAACUUCUGUGACUGAAAUUUUAAAUUCCAAACGAGAAAAUUUCAGUUUAGAUGCAUUGAAGCGACUUGGCUGGAACAAUGUAAGACCAACCACCACCAAGACAGUGGCCCAGGAAAAGCUCAAAGAUUCAGAUCAAGAUAGUGGGCUUAAGGAUGCCAAAAUGGCUGAUCAGAACAGGAGUUCUGCAACCGCUGGUGACGGGGAUCAGAAAAACACUAACAUGACAAAUGAUGACAAUCCUGGACAAAGCAUGGAGUUAUCACAAGUAAAGCCAUCCCAAACUUCUGAAUCUGUUGGAACUGUAACAGAAAUGGGAGGUGAACAAACUCAACCCAAUAAAUCAGAUAAGUCUGACUCGGGAACCAACGAUAGCAAUGCAGAGCAGAAUAGAACGGAGAAAGGCAGCGAAACGACUCCAAAGCAAGCUUCUGAUGAUCAGGGCAGCGAAACGACUCCAAAGCAAGCUUCAGAUGAUCCAUCAGCGGCCAACUCAAAUGGGUCUUCUAGAGAAAGAGGGCAGUCAGCAGAUUCUACAGCAGACCAGAAUCCACAAUCCCAUGCAAUAGAAAAGGAAGGUGACACAAUUCGCACCCGUGAAGAUAAGGCUGCUCAUAAUAUGGAUGAUCAAAGCACGCAAGUCUCUAAAACAGAAGAAUCAAAACCUUCCCCUAUUACUAUGACCCAAGCAUUAGAUGCAUUAACUGGAUUUGAUGACUCAACUCAAAUGGCUGUCAACAGUGUAUUUGGAGUCCUUGAGAAUAUGAUAGAUCAGUUUCAGAAACAACAGGACUCUGAGAAUGGGGAAAAUUCUGAUGAAAAUGGUGAUGACCCUUCCGUGGAUGAGACAGAAUCUCAUGGGAAGGAGAAUAUGGAGAAUGCAUCAAGUGGAGAAGAUAUAAUCCAAUCAUCUCAACAACCAGAAGAUAACAGUGCUGGAAUAAGUCAUUCAAUCAUGUCCAAAGAUGAUUAUGCUUUUGGUAAGGAAAAUCCCAACUUAAGCAUGGUUUCAUCUGGUAGAGGAAAAUUUAAAUAUUAUCAAGGAAAUGAAGCUGGUACUCAUGUGGAUGCUGAUGGUAUGAAGGUCAGUGGCUUACCUGAUUAUUUAUUAGAUAUAGCUGUCAACUCUUACUUGAAGGCACAGUAUGCAAUGUACCUCCAUGAAUUUCUUAAUACACAAUUGCAACUCAAAGCACCAGAGCCUAAUUCAGCAACAGAUCUUUUUCUUGAUCCGCAAGAAGGUAAAUGGAAAAUAGCAGAUCACAUGGACAAUGUGCAAAAUGACAUUUCUAAAUCUGGUAGACAUAAUGGAACCAUGGAAGAGGUCAAGCAUGCUGGAUGCCCGCAAGAACCAUCUAAAGUGGGCAAUGUUAUUGAGCCACCCUACUCUAUACCAGGAAAAUUUCCAGACUCUACAUACAAGUCAAAUGGAUGGAAUAAUACAGUAGCAGCCAGAUCGAAACCUGGUAAUGAUUUGAGGGAGGCACUUAGACGCUUCAUUAGAGAUGAACUAUCAGUCGCCCUCAAAAUUGAAGUUGGUCGCAAAAUAGGGAUAACAGAUUCUAGGCAACUUGAAAGAGGUCUUGCAAAUGAUGUAGAACGCGUUGCUGCUGAAGUUUCCGAAAUUAUUGUGCUUAACUGUGAGUUAUAUUCGGUGGCACAUGUGCAAAGAAGCCCAAGAACUGUCAAAUUUGGUGCAACACAUGGAAAAUAUGUCAUUGAAGCUGUAGCAACUGCAGUUCAGCAAUCUCAGAAUCUGAGGAACAUUCUUCCUGUGGGUUUCAUAGUUGGUGUAACUUUGGCAUGUUUGAGAAAUUACUUCCAUGUUGAUGUCUCUAAGCAUGAUGACCGUAUGAAAGCCACUGUGAAGUCAGAUAUUUUGAGUGAGGAUCUUAUUGUUCAGGAUAGCACCAGAGCAAAUAUUCAGGAUAGUGGCGAAGAAAAUACAAAUAAUAAUAUUGAAAACGGUCAUGGAGACAACAAGCAGGAAACGACAAGGUCACAGGGUCAAGGUAUGAUGGUAGGGGCUGUGACGGCUGCCCUAGGUGCUUCCGCUUUGGUAGCACAUCAACAAAAUAAGGAUGAAAAUCAUGACGACAAGGAGCAGGACUUUGUUCAGGCUGAAAGUGUCAAGCAUGAGGAAUCUACACAGGGAAAGAGCCAGAACAAUUUGAUGAGCAGUUUUGCUGAGAAAGCCUUAUCUGUUGCAGGGCCGGUAGUUCCCACAAAGGGUGAUGGUGAGGUUGAUCAGGAAAGGCUUGUUGCAGUUUUAGCUGAACUUGGACAGAAAGGUGGAAUUUUGAGGUUCAUUGGAAAAAUUGCUCUACUCUGGGGCGGAAUCCGUGGUGCUAUGAGCUUAACUGAUAGGCUUAUCUCAUUCUUACAUAUCAGCGAACGACCCUUAUUUCAGAGGAUAUUGGGCUUUUCUUCAAUGGUUCUCGUCCUAUGGUCCCCUGUUGUGAUUCCUCUACUGCCAACGCUUGUUCAAAGUUGGACAAUAAGCGCUUCAACUGGGAUUAUUGGAUAUGCUUGCAUUGUUGGAUUGUAUGUAUCUAUAAUGAUACUUGUCAUGCUAUGGGGCAAAAGGAUACGGGGCUAUGAGGAUCCAGUUGAGCAAUAUGGGAUGAAUAUUUGGUCUGCAUCUAGGCUGCGAGAAUUUUUUCAAGGUCUUGUUGGAGGUGUAAUUGUUGUAGGGUUGGUGCACUCAAUAAGCAUUCUGCUUGGUUUUGCAACUUUUCGGACAGGGUUGUCUUCAUCUUUAGCUAGGCCCCUUGAUCUUAUCAAGUCUUCUAGUAAUGUAUUCAUGCUAGCUCUUAGAGGGUUUGCCACAGCAACUAGCAUUGCUGUGGUGGAAGAAAUGGUUUUCAGAUCGUGGCUUCCAGAGGAAAUUGCUGUUGACCUCGGUUACUACAAUGCCAUUCUGAUAUCUGGACUUGUGUUUUCUCUAAUUCAUCGGUCACUACCCUCAGUACCAGGUUUCUUGCUACUCUCUCUGGUGCUUUUUGGACUUAAGCAGAGGACAGAAGGAAAGCUUGCUGCACCUAUUGGUCUGCGUUCUGGAAUUAUGACCACUAAUUAUCUAAUACAAAGCAGUCGUGUUAUAAUAUCCAAACCUGAAACUCCGUUUUGGAUUAUUAGCACCUACCAUCUGCAUCCUUUUGAUGGUGUUAUUGGCUUAAGUAUCUGCUCUUUGCUUGCUAUCCUUUUCUUCCCUCAAAAGCCUGUUCAGAAGGAUACAUCUGUGUGAUAAGAGUCAAAAGAGUAAAAUAUUACUCUUGACAUAUAGCUGUUGGAGUGAGCUUUGAACAAGGAUGAGUCACCUCUGCGCACAUGUCAGCAAUCAAGGAUUGCUCUUGUUACCAUGUUAAACUGCAGCUCGAUUGUUUGAUGCUCCGCAGCUUUCUGGGUGCGAAGGUAUGCUCUCGGUUAGCCCCGUUCUCAUCAGACUGAGAGGCGUGCUGAAUGGAAUGGCUAUGGAUCUGUAAUUGGAGUAUCCAGGUCAUUUAUGCUUGGCAAGUGUGUAUACUACUCUUUUGUAGGCGGUCCAAACGGGGAUGGUUUCUUCCCAGCAUUGUAAGGCAGGUGGGGUAGAACAAAAUGACCUAAUUUGUUGCAUAUACUUAUGGAGAGAAACUAGCAGAUCAUAAUGGUCACACCUGACUUCUUUCAAUGAUUUUUCCAUACAAUCAUACCAAUUGACUUCUGGUAUUGGUCUGUUGACCCCGAACUUGUACUUCUGUUCAUGAAUCUUUGAACAUAGGCACACACCCAAGUUUUGAGAUAGCGAGUGUUGCCAACAUAUACUGUGUACAGAAAGUAGCUCCAGUACAAUGAUUGUGUUAGCUGAUUUAGGCGAUGCAUCUCCCCCCACCUCCGGUUCUGUCAAUGUUACUGUGUAUAGCUGUAAUCUUACUCCAACUGUAUAACUGUGCAGCUGAAUUUAGUGAAGGUUUACAAGCGAAGUGGCCUGCCCUAUACCUGCAGUGCUUUUGAGUUUAAACAA
Panicum hallii is the source of this 6035-nucleotide messenger RNA. RefSeq lists its product as uncharacterized. The coding region runs from base 156 to 5279 and encodes 1707 amino acids. Gene Ontology annotation, molecular function: metalloendopeptidase activity. Gene Ontology annotation, biological process: CAAX-box protein processing. Gene Ontology annotation, cellular component: membrane. The transcript is spliced from 12 exons. Lineage: Eukaryota; Viridiplantae; Streptophyta; Magnoliopsida; Poales; Poaceae. The record is from RefSeq and is a predicted model, not a curated record.